Entelurus aequoreus (snake pipefish) is the source of this 1164-nucleotide messenger RNA. RefSeq lists its product as uncharacterized. The coding region runs from base 154 to 921 and encodes 255 amino acids. NCBI's taxonomy places the organism in Eukaryota, Metazoa, Chordata, Actinopteri, Syngnathiformes, Syngnathidae. The record is from RefSeq and is a predicted model, not a curated record. The transcript is spliced from 2 exons.
GUCUGUUCGCUGUUGCUAAAAAGCUAACUAGCUAGCUGCUAAGCUAGCGCGGAGAAAGGCAGCGCCGGUCAGUAAGAAGCUACUCCUACAGACCGCGACCACUUCCCUGAGGACAGCAGGAACUUCACUCGGUGACAGAAAACACUGUGAGUAAUGGCUUCCUGCGCGUCUUGCACCAUACUCACGGAGAGGUUGGCUCUGCUAGAGGGCCGUGUCCGCCAGUUAGAGCAGAGUAAUGUCGUAACUUUAGAUGUUGCGGACACAUCUGCUAGCGUUAGCUGUAGCGAGCUAACUAGCCCAGCUUGUAGCAGUCCUAAGCGGCCUACAAGCUACGGUGUACCGGUUGAGACGCAUAAUAGAUUUAGCUCUUUAGCUAGUCCUACACCCCAGUCUACCGGGCACCACACCUUAGUUAUAGGGGACUCCAUCACCCGAAACAUAAAGCUUAGCAAACCAGCCACAAUAAAGUGUAUCCCCGGGGCCAGAGCACCUGACAUUGAAGCUAAUCUUAGGGAGCUAACUCGCAACAGGCCUAGUAAACACGUACGACAGGCUAAUCGCACCACUAAUUAUGCGAAUAUAGUUGUACACGUUGGCUCCAAUGACACUAGAAUGAGACAGUCAGAGAUUACAAAGAGAAACAUAGCCAGGACUUGUGAUCUCGCCAGAAAGAUGUCCAGGCAUCGAGUAAUUGUCUCUGGCCCCCUGCCUGCGAGAGGCAAUGAUGAGAGAUAUAGCAGAUUAGUCUCGCUUAACAAGUGGUUGGCUAGCUACUGUAGGACGCAGGGACUAACGUUUAUUGAUAACUGGCCCUCUUUCUGGGGCAAACCAGGCUUGCUGAUGAGAGACGGCCUUCACCCUAACCAGGAAGGCGCCAUCAUCCUGUCUAGAAACAUAGACUACUAUUUAAGUCUCACUUGACUGACUACACUAGAGCAAGCCGGUCACAGGCAAUUACAAUGUCUGUUAGUCCGGGUGAGGAGUCAGUUAAGCUAGAACUAGCCAGCGCCAGGCUGGAUAAUCCAUGUACGCAUAGCAAUUCUCUUAGAAUAAUACACAAUUCACAUAAUGUUUUUUCUGUUGUGUCUGUGUCAGAGGUGGACAUGCAUUCUACUGAGGUGGCAAAGUAUGAUAUGUCCAGUCUAUUGCAGCACCAAGCAAACA